AUGCUGGGACUAUCGUAUUGGGCUAUUCCCAUCUUCUCCUCUGUAGUAUGGACUGCCAUGCUUAUAACCAUGUUGGUGUAUUGGGCUACCACGGGGAAACCGCAUUAUGUCACAAUGAGUCAAGGGCAGACGAUUCCAUACAUCUCUGAUAUCGGUGCCGACUACCUGAAAGCCAUGUUCAUAGCCAUGUCGGCUGUCACCGUUGUAACUUUCGACUUCGCUUUCAUCUCCGAGCGCUGGUUGCGACAUUCAGCAAAACUCGCGCCAAACACUUCACACUGGCAAAAGAUAUACUCUAUAUGCGCCACCGUCGCCGCCAUUAUCGGCGCGGCCGGUUUGAUCCUUCUUACCAUCUUCGAUUGCAAGAACCAUAACCGACUACACAACAUCUUCCUUGCUGUCUUUAUUAUCGCCUACAUUAUCAGCGCCAUCUUCAUCUGCUGGGAAUACCAACGCCUGGGCAUUCACUACCGCGAACACUCGGUUCUUCGAAUCUCGUUCUGGAUCAAGCUAUUCUUCAUCAUCACCGAGAUUUGUCUUGCCGUAUCCUUCGCCGUAUGCUCCAAGAAACACCUCUACAACACUGCCGCUAUACUUGAAUGGAUCGUGUCCUUCAUUUACUGCCUGUACGUGUUUAGCUUCUUCAUCGACUUCCUCCCCGCGACACGCACAAAGAACCAUCAGUCCAAGCAGACCGAAAUGCAGGCGUUCGAGGAAGGUCGCCAGCCCGCUCAAUCGCACAUGGGCGACGGCGCAGCAGAUAGUCAGCAGUAUUACCGUGGCAACUCGCAGAUGGCUGUACCACAGGCCAACGGUUACACGAAUGGCAUUGGACACACCAACGGAGCCACCAACGGCUACGUAUCACAUACUGCAAACGGCUACCCAACGCCAGCUCAGGACCCUACCCUCCCCUCCAGGAACUUCUAAUCUUUUUCUUCUGUACGUAUAUGUCGAUUCGAGCUAUCUGUACAUAACUAUACCACUUGCGUUUUGUUUAACACUGUAUAAGAGUACGCAUAUAAUGAAGCAUGGAAGGAUAUUUAAAUUUGAUGACGGUGUACGAGAAGGAGGAGACAAGAAGCAGCAUAAACAUGCAUGACUUGUGUGUAUUGAAAAGGUACACGUUUGUCUGAAUUAGACUAUAGAGUAUCUUUAAGUCCUAUCGAGCAUAAUGAUAUUGCCCCAA
Molecule: messenger RNA, 1189 nt
Organism: Pyrenophora tritici-repentis Pt-1C-BFP
Lineage: Eukaryota; Fungi; Ascomycota; Dothideomycetes; Pleosporales; Pleosporaceae
Product: Frag1 multi-domain protein
Cellular component (GO): plasma membrane
Source: RefSeq, a predicted model, not a curated record